Erigeron canadensis is the source of this 936-nucleotide messenger RNA. Its product is annotated as 14-3-3 protein 9-like. NCBI's taxonomy places the organism in Eukaryota, Viridiplantae, Streptophyta, Magnoliopsida, Asterales, Asteraceae. The record is from RefSeq and is a predicted model, not a curated record. Gene Ontology annotation, biological process: signal transduction. Gene Ontology annotation, cellular component: cytoplasm. The transcript is spliced from 7 exons. The coding region runs from base 37 to 936 and encodes 299 amino acids.
CCAUAAAAGAGAAGCCGGCCAGUCGGAAAAUAUCGAAUGGCAGCUGCUACGAGUGAACGGGAGGCAUUUUUUUACACUGCUAAGCUCGCCAAGCAAGCCGAACGUUGUGAAGAAAUGGUGGAAGCAAUGAAGAAAGUUGCAAAGCUAGGUGAGGAGUUGACUGUGAAAGAGAGAAAUUUGCUCUUGGAUGGGUAUCAAAAAGUGGUUGGGGCUAGGAGAGCUUCAUGGAGAAUGUUGUCAUGGAUAGAGCAGAAGGAGGAGUCGAGAGGGAAUGAUGAGAAUGCAAAACGUAUCAAGGAGUAUCGAAAGAAGGUUGAAUCAGAGAUCGAUACUAUAUGCAAUGAUAUUUUGAAUGUGAUUGAUGAUCAUCUCAUUCCUUCCUCUGAUGGUUCUGGUGAAUCAAAUGUUCUCUACUACAGGAUGAAAGGGGAUUACUACAGAUAUGUAGCAGAGUUUAAGUCUGGUAAUGACAAGAAAGACGUUGCUGAUCUUUCAUUGAAAGCAUACGAGGCAGCUACAAAAACAGCAAACGCUGAAUUACCUUCCACACAUCUCAUUCGGCUGGGACUUGCUUUGAAUUUCUCUGUAUUCUAUUAUGAAAUCAUGAAUUCAGUUGAAAGGGCCUGUCACUUGGCUAAACAAGCUUUUAAUAAUGCGAUCUUAGAGGAUAAUACCUUAAAUGAGAAGUCCUGCAAAGAAAUUAUAGGUCGUAUGCAACUUCUGAGGGACAACCUUACCGCGUGGACCUCCGAGAUUCCAAAAGGAGAUUUGUCUGCUUAUAUGCAUUUAAUACCUGAAUGUCUUAGCAACUCCCGGUUUUGGUACCUUUGUAAUCACUUGUCAUUCUCUGAUGUUGAAGAUUCACACAAGUUGGAUGCAGGUACUAAAGCUGGUGGUGAGAUUGAGAAUGCAGAAGUAGGUGGGUUACUUUCAUGA